AGAGAAGUGGAAAACAAGCGUUGCAGAACAAUGAGAAAGAGGGAAAGAAGGAGCGAGCGAUGGUGGACAGUGUAUUCAUUGCAAGAAUAUGUAGAAUCCUGAAAAUACUGGUCCCAAGAACACUUUGCAAAGAGACAGGUUAUUUGCUGCUCAUUGCUGUCACACUGGUACUCCGUACAUACUGUGAUGUUUGGAUGAUUCAAAAUGGAACACUCAUUGAAAGUGCCAUCAUUGGUCGCAGCAGAAAAGGUUUCAAGAAAUACUUGUUCAACUUCAUUGCUGCAAUGCCUGCUAUCUCUUUAGUGAAUAACUUUCUGAAGUAUGGACUAAAUGAACUGAAACUUUGCUUUAGAGUAAGACUCACAAAAUACCUCUAUGAGGAAUAUCUUAAAGCUUAUACAUACUACAAAAUGGGAAAUCUGGACAACAGAAUAGCUAAUCCAGAUCAGCUUCUUACCCAGGAUGUAGAAAAAUUCUGUAACAGUGUAGUCGACCUAUACUCAAACCUUAGCAAGCCAUUUUUGGAUAUAGUUUUGUAUAUCUUCAAGCUAACAACUGCAAUAGGAGCACAGGGUCCGGCUAGCAUGAUGGCAUACUUGAUUGUCUCAGGGUUUUUCCUUACACGCUUAAGGAGACCCAUUGGCAAGAUGACUAUUAUUGAACAAAAAUAUGAAGGAGAGUACAGAUACGUCAACUCACGGCUUAUUACAAACAGUGAAGAAAUUGCUUUUUACAACGGAAACUUAAGAGAAAAACAGACUAUUCACAGAACCUUCCGUAAACUGGUGGAACACUUGCAUAAUUUCAUCUUGUUCCGGUUCUCUAUGGGAUUCAUUGAUAAUAUCAUUGCCAAAUACUUUGCCACUGUGGUUGGUUACCUCGUUGUUAGUCGUCCAUUUUUGAAUCUGGCUGAUCCUCGCCAUCAAAAUAGUACCCAUGCAGAACUUCUGGAGGAUUACUACCAAAGUGGAAGAAUGCUGCUAAGAAUGUCUCAAGCUUUGGGCAGAAUAGUGCUAGCAGGACGUGAAAUGACAAGACUGGCUGGUUUCACGGCUCGAAUUACAGAAUUAAUGCAAGUUCUGAAGGACUUGAACAGUGGCAAAUAUCAGCGUACUAUGGUAUCGCAAGAAAAGGAUGCAGAUAAGACACAAGUUCUGGCUCUGAUUCCUGGCUCUGGAGAAAUUAUCAACGCUGAUAACCUUAUCAAGUUUGAUCACGUUCCAUUGGUGACACCUAAUGGAGAUGUUUUGAUUCAAGACCUUAAUUUUGAGGUUCGAUCUGGUGCAAACGUUCUGAUUUGUGGGCCGAAUGGGUGUGGGAAAAGCUCGCUUUUUCGUGUUCUUGGUGAGUUAUGGCCUUUGUUUGGUGGGCGUCUGACUAAACCUGUAAGAGGAAAGUUAUUUUAUGUUCCUCAGAGACCAUAUAUGACUCUUGGAACACUCAGAGAUCAAGUCAUAUAUCCAGAUACUUUAGAAGAUCAACGAAAGAAAGGGAUUUCUGAUCAGGUGCUGAAGGAGUAUUUGGAUAAUGUCCAGCUCGGUCAAAUCUUGGAACGCGAAGGAGGCUGGGAUAGUGUUCAGGACUGGAUGGAUGUUCUCAGCGGGGGAGAGAAACAGAGAAUGGCAAUGGCAAGGUUAUUUUAUCAUAAGCCUCAGUUUGCAAUUCUGGAUGAAUGCACUAGUGCUGUCAGCGUGGAUGUAGAAGGCUACAUUUACAGCCAUUGCCGCAAGGUUGGCAUCACUCUGUUCACUGUCUCCCACAGAAAGUCACUCUGGAAACAUCAUGAUUACUACUUGCACAUGGAUGGUAGAGGAAACUACGAGUUCAAGAAGAUUACUGAAGACACAGUUGAAUUCGGAUCUUAAAAUUCAUCAACUGCGCUGCUAUAGAGACUGAUAAUUGCAGGAAAUAUGUAGAAUGGCAGACAUUGUACAAUAAAACUAUUCAGCUUGUUUUUAAGCAAAUUAACUAGGAUAACCCAAAACAAGCUGUUAAGCAUUUAUUAUUAUGUAGGAUAUUGCUAAUUGUGUAUAUGUUGGUUUAAUUAUUAAUAUGUACUAAGAAUGUCCUUAUUCUUGUGGUUUAAAAAGCUGCCUAAAUUAAAUUGGGCUUAAAUUGGUGUAACCUGAUUCAUCUUGGGAUGCAAACCAUUUGAAAUCAGCAGAUUUGACUUUUGUAGACCUUCCUUCCCUUCCAUGAAAAGCCCUGUUAAAAUUAGGGUUGCUACCUCUCUUGCUCCUGCAAAGCAGUCUUGGAUUCUUGCUCCGUUCUAUGCAUAUUUCUGAGUUAUCUCACAUGGGGCAGGACAGUCUCCCAUCUUCAGGUCUGUGCCCUGCUAGAUUGAUGAAAGAGCCUUUUCCUUGGCCAAGCCUUGUGAUGUAGCCAAUAUGCCUUUGUUGGUAAAGGAUGAACUCAACCUAAGAGAUGGGACUAAUUCCCUCAGAUAAAAUUAAGCUUGUUCCUUGGUAGGCUUUGUUUGGAUUUUCUUGAGCUUUU
Molecule: messenger RNA, 2496 nt
Organism: Tinamus guttatus (white-throated tinamou)
Lineage: Eukaryota; Metazoa; Chordata; Aves; Tinamiformes; Tinamidae
Source: RefSeq, a predicted model, not a curated record